Acanthamoeba castellanii str. Neff is the source of this 333-nucleotide messenger RNA. RefSeq lists its product as uncharacterized. Lineage: Eukaryota; Discosea; Longamoebia; Acanthamoebidae. The record is from RefSeq and is a predicted model, not a curated record. The transcript has 2 exons. Bases 1 to 333 code for a protein of 110 amino acids.
AUGCCGCUCAAGGUCGAUGCCAUCGUCAAGCAGACCUUUGACACCGUGGGACAGUGCAUCAUGGACACUGUGUCGAUAUGGCGGGACAAAUCCCUGCUCGUGAGGCUCCUGGAGGUCAUCGCGCCCGCCGGCCUGGCUAAACUCUACAUCAAGUUUGCUACCUCGAGCACGUCGAGGGACCGCGCCACAACGGCGACCGCCCCGCUCUUCUUCGAGGACCUGGCCAAGGUCAAGAAUGUGGCGUUGGACCGCGAGAUCGUCGACAAGGCCAUCGACAGCAUCAAGUUUGCCGUAAACUGCCACGACGCCUGUGCGGGCGAUGUAUGGAACUAA